AUGGCAGCUGUCAUAUAUUUGCGUAUUAUUACCGAAUUCGACUCAGUUUCUGUUCAUCUCAUUGAAGCGAAAACAAAAGUUGCUCCAACAAAGAGGCAAACGAUCCCACGUUUAGAGCUCAAUGCUGCACUUAUUCUCACAAAAAGAGUAGCUCAUUUUAAGUCCAUUUUAAAUCUUAAUCAUGUUUCCACUCAUUUGUGGACAGAUUCUUCUGUUGCUUUAACUUGGAUUAAAGGUCAUCCCUCCCGUUGGAAAGAUUACGUUGCAAACCGUGUUUUAAAGAUUCAAGAUGUUUUACCCCAUGCUAAAUGGCAUCACAUUCCAGGAAAGUGUAACCCUGCCGAUUGUGCAUCUCGAGGGAUUGCAGUUCAGCAGCUUAUCGAACAUCCCUUAUGGUGGCAUGGGCCGUUAUGGCUUUUAAAUCAUUCAUCAUCGUGGCCAUCUGCAGACAUAAAAUUUGGGCAAUAUCAAUUUAGAGGAAAGAUUAUCUCAUCGAACUGUAAACAUAGUGCGUCGUCAUCAAGAAGAGCCAAUCUGGGACCUAAUCAACAAAUUUUCAAAAUUAACUCGUUUGAUAAGGAUAACUGCUAUUUGCCGUCGAAAAUCAAGGCUCUUCAUGCAGGUCAGCAGUUGCAAAAUUCUCAUCCUCUAAGCAAGUUUACGCCAUUUAUUGACGCAUAUGGUCUACUCCGUGUUGGCGGGCGGUUACGCAAUGCUCUUAUUGAUCCAAAUGCUAAACACCCCAUUCUUUUGCCAUCCAAAUCAACGUUCACCAAUCUUUUGAUAGCAGAGGCGCACGAAAAGACUUUGCAUGGUGGUGUCCAGGUCAUGAGUGUUUAUCUGUGGCAAUCAUAUUGGAUACUUGGUGGUCGUUCAGCUAUUAAAGCAUUUAAUCAUCGAUGUGUACGUUGUGCAAAAAUUAGAGGAGUAACAGCUCGACAGCUCAUGGGCCAACUUCCAUCAAUUCGAACAAUUCCUGCUAGGCCGUUUCUUCACUCGGGUGUGGAUUAUGCCGGUCCAUUGUCUAUUAAGACAUGGCGUGGUCGCGGAGCAAAGCAAUACAAAGGCUAUAUCGCUCUUUUUGUGUGUCUAUCAACAUCUGCCGUACACCUUGAAGUCGCUUCGGACUAUUCAGUUGAUGGCUUUCUUGCGGCUUUUAAAAGAUUCGUCUCUCGAAGGGGAGUUUGCUCCACGCUAACUAGUGAUUGUGGUACCAACUUCAUAGGCGCCGAUGCAGAACUUAAGCGUCUCUUCACUCAGUGUUCAAAGGAGUACUCAAAAUUGUCAACAAUUUUGGCUAAUGACGGCACUCAGUGGAAGUUCAAUCCCCCAUCCGCGCCACAUUUUGGUGGAAAAUGGGAGGCCAGUGUCAAGUCUGUUAAAUUUCAUCUUCGAAGAAUUAUUGGUGACACUGCGUUAACCUAUGAAGAGCUAACUACCCUUUUAGCGCAGAUCGAGGCGGUCCUCAAUUCAAGACCUCUGUGCGCACUUUCAGAUGACCCCUCAGAUGUAAACGCAAUUACUCCUGCCCACUUCUUAAUUGGAUCAGCGCUGAAUGCAGUACCAGAGCCAUCUGUUCUUGAUUUUUCUGUUUCAAGAUUAUCUCGUUUACAACUCAUUCAACAAAUGAUUGAAAGCUUUUGGAAGCGUUGGUCCAAUGAGUAUUUACAGCGAUUUAGAUCAAUGUCCAAAUGGAAACAGCAAGAAAAUUCGAUCAAAAAGGGGUCAUUGGUUCUUAUUGCCGACGAAAGAUAUCCUCCUAUGAAAUGGCCUUUAGGUCGCAUCUUAGAAGUUCACCCAGGCCCUGAUGGACUUAUCAGAGUAGUAACUGUGAAGACUGCAUCGUCAACUCUAAAGCGUCCUUUGGUUAAAAUCUGUCCACUUCCAGUCGAUGAAGAAAGGGAUCUUAAAAAAGACUCCAACAUUUAA
Messenger RNA from Lucilia cuprina (Australian sheep blowfly), 1929 nucleotides. RefSeq lists its product as uncharacterized. The record is from RefSeq and is a predicted model, not a curated record. Gene Ontology annotation, molecular function: nucleic acid binding. The coding region runs from base 1 to 1929 and encodes 642 amino acids. NCBI's taxonomy places the organism in Eukaryota, Metazoa, Arthropoda, Insecta, Diptera, Calliphoridae. The transcript has 2 exons. Gene Ontology annotation, biological process: DNA integration.